AUAACUACAUGUGAACUAGCUGGGAAAUACGUAUCGUAACUUGGUUCAUGUUAGCACAUUUAAUUAUUAAAACAAUCCUCAAUAACGUCCGUGAACAGAAUUUAUAUCGAGCUAGUUAUUGUAGAAAGUAACAACAUCAGAUAGUCGCUCGGCCAAAAAUGACUAUCGAUGUACAAGGUUUCAUUUGAAAUAACGAGAUGAACAUAAGGUUCGCAAUUAUCUUUUUUCAGCUACUGUCAUUUCUGGCCCAGAGACAACAUGGAUGAAGAACCUGAGAGAGCCAAGCGAUGGGAAGGGGGCUAUGAGAGGACAUGGGAGGUCCUGAAGGAGGAUGAAUCUGGCUCACUUAAAGCCACAGUGGAAGAGAUCCUGUUCCAGUCCAAAAGGAAAAGGGUGAUAGAAAGUCAUGAACAAGUGAGGCUUGGAAUGAUGCGUCACCUCUAUGUGGUGAUAGACUGUUCAAGAAGUAUGGAGGACCAGGACUUGAAACCAAACCGCCUAACCUCUACUCUAAAGCUGAUGGAAGCUUUUGUCGAUGAGUAUUUCGACCAAAACCCCAUCAGUCAGGUGGGCAUCAUUACCACAAAGAAUAAAAGGGCUGAGAAGUUGACUGAUCUGUCAGGAAAUCCAAAGAAACACAUCGCUGCUCUGAAAAAAGCAGUGGACACUGUGUGUGUCGGAGAGCCGUCCCUGUACAACUCUCUCAACCAGGCCUUACAAUCCCUCAAGCACAUGCCUGGACAUACGAGCCGGGAGAUCCUGAUAAUCCUCAGUAGCCUCACUACGUGUGAUCCAGCCAACAUUUAUGAGCUGAUCAAGACCCUGAAGUCUCUAAAGGUGCGGGUGUCAGUCAUCGGUCUGUCAGCAGAGGUCCGGGUGUGUACAGUCUUGACAAGGGAGACUGGCGGCUUGUACCACGUUAUCCUGGAUGAGAGUCACUUCAAAGAGCUUCUGAUGAUGCAUGUCAAACCUCCUCCAGCCAGCUCCUCAUCAGAAUGCUCUUUAAUACGCAUGGGUUUUCCUCAGCACACUGUCGCUGCUCUGACUGACCAGGAUGCCAAGCCUUCAUUCAGCAUGUCUCAUCUGGACAGCAGCAGUGGUCCAGGUCUGUCUCUGGGAGGGUACUUUUGUCCGCAGUGCCACGCCAAGUACACAGAGCUUCCUGUGGAGUGUAAAGUCUGUGGUUUGACUUUGGUGUCAGCCCCCCAUCUCGCCAGAUCCUUCCACCACCUCUUUCCCCUCCAAGCCUUUGUAGAGAGUCCUUUGGAGGAGCUCCAAGGAGACAGGUACUGUCAAGCGUGUCAAGGGGAGCUAAAGGAUAAAAGUAUUUUCACCUGCACAUCAUGCCACAGUGUGUUUUGUGUGGAGUGUGAUGUCUUCAUCCAUGAUACACUCCACUGCUGCCCCUGCUGUAUCCACAGUCAGGUCACCCCAUUGUGAGAGGCUAACUGCCAGGCUCAUGAUAUCCAUCCUGUCAGUGUUGUCCUCCAUUGUUAGGAUGGAGAUGGUGCACACAGGCUUUUCGACCAUCCAAAUGAGCCUAUUUCAAAAAUGUUGAAGAUUUACACAAUACAUAAUCAUUUGAAGGUGGAGGCAACUAUAUUCUUGCUAAAGAUGGUGCUGAGUUACUCCAAAGCUUCGGUCUGCUCUGGGAAAUGCAUCUGAGCCUCUUUGUGUCAGAAAUGUUUCUGUUGCUUUGUUUAUACACAGUUUUGUCCUACACUUCUGAUUGUGACAUGGUUUUCACAAUAAAACAGGUUUUUGUACUUGUUAAA
Molecule: messenger RNA, 1775 nt
Organism: Lates calcarifer (barramundi perch)
Lineage: Eukaryota; Metazoa; Chordata; Actinopteri; Centropomidae
Gene: gtf2h2
Product: general transcription factor IIH, polypeptide 2
Exons: 15
Coding region: 259-1440 (393 amino acids)
Biological process (GO): DNA-templated transcription; regulation of transcription by RNA polymerase II; nucleotide-excision repair
Cellular component (GO): transcription factor TFIIH holo complex; transcription factor TFIIH core complex
Molecular function (GO): zinc ion binding
Source: RefSeq, a predicted model, not a curated record